This is a messenger RNA of Rhincodon typus (whale shark), 3631 nucleotides long. RefSeq names its product guanine nucleotide-binding protein subunit beta-5. Lineage: Eukaryota; Metazoa; Chordata; Chondrichthyes; Orectolobiformes; Rhincodontidae. Gene Ontology annotation, cellular component: heterotrimeric G-protein complex; cytoplasm. The coding region runs from base 103 to 1164 and encodes 353 amino acids. Gene Ontology annotation, molecular function: protein binding; signaling receptor complex adaptor activity. The transcript is spliced from 11 exons. Gene Ontology annotation, biological process: G protein-coupled dopamine receptor signaling pathway; G protein-coupled receptor signaling pathway. The record is from RefSeq and is a predicted model, not a curated record.
CAAACAGCAUCCAAACACACACACACACACACACACAGAAAGCUUGCCUUUUCUAAAAAAAAAGAAAAUUCUUAUUUUUGUUUCCUUCUCGGUGUCAAAAAGAUGGCAACCGAGGGGCUGCAGGAGAACGAAACCGUGUCGUCGCUGAGGGACGAGGCAGAGACGCUGAAGGGGAAACUGGAGGAGGAGAGGGCGAAGCUUCAUGAUGUGGAGCUUCACCAGGUGGCUGAGCGAACAGAGGCACUCGGACAGUUCGUGAUGAAGACAAGACGGACCCUAAAAGGCCAUGGAAAUAAAGUGCUGUGCAUGGACUGGUGCCGGGACAAGAGAAGAAUUGUCAGUUCCUCCCAGGAUGGAAAGGUUAUUGUGUGGGAUGCUUUCACAACCAACAAGGAACAUGCAGUGACCAUGCCCUGUACCUGGGUGAUGGCUUGUGCUUAUGCCCCAUCAGGCUGUGCUGUUGCAUGUGGUGGCUUGGACAACAAGUGCUCCGUAUACCCUCUGACUUUUGAUAAAAAUGAGAGUAUGGCGGCUAAGAAGAAAUCUGUUGCGAUGCACACAAACUACUUGUCUGCCUGUAGCUUCACUAAUUCAGACAUGCAGAUUCUGACAUCGAGUGGUGAUGGAACCUGUGCACUUUGGGACGUUGAGAGUGGGCAAUUGCUUCAGAGCUUUCAUGGGCAUGGCGCGGAUGUCCUUUGCCUUGACUUGGCCCCAUCUGAGACUGGCCAUACAUUUGUGUCAGGGGGCUGUGAUAAGAAAGCAAUGAUUUGGGACAUGCGCUCCGGUCAGUGUAUCCAGUCCUUUGAGACACAUGAAUCUGAUAUAAACAGUGUUAGAUACUUCCCCAGUGGUGAUGCUUUUGCUUCUGGUUCAGAUGAUGCCACGUGUCGUCUGUAUGAUCUCCGUGCUGACAGAGAAGUAGCUGUCUAUUCAAAGGAUAGUAUCAUCUUUGGUGCCUCCAGUGUGGACUUUUCACUCAGUGGUCGCCUCUUGUUCGCUGGUUACAACGAUUACACCAUCAAUGUGUGGGAUGUAUUGAAAGGAACACGAGUGUCAAUCCUGUUUGGACAUGAGAACCGGGUCAGCACUUUGCGGGUUUCCCCUGAUGGUACUGCUUUCUGCUCAGGAUCGUGGGAUCAUACACUCAGGAUUUGGGCUUAAAGUUUCUUGAACUUGAUCACCCAAUCUUCAAUGAAGAUCCCACUCUAGGAUUUCUUGGUGUUAUUAAUUUGAUGGCUUGACUCCUAGAUCUUGUCUGUUUUAGGAAAUGUGAAAAUAUUUUGGUUUGCGACAAAUAACCAAGUCUGUAAUGACAAUCUAAUUAGUUAAGAAUUCUAAUAGGAGAGUAGAGAAUUAUAAUUUUGGUACCACCAUUCAAUUCAAUUUACAGCAAACAAAAUGUUUAGAAAUAGUUGCUGCCUUUUCCAAAUGCCAUUCACUAAUAAGUUCCCCCACUUUCUAAUAAUGUUUCCGUUUGUAAAUUUUUCUUUAAUUUGCACAUUUCAAAACUUUCAUGCUUCCAUGCGGGGCGGGGGAGUUCAAAACUAAGGGGCAUAUUUUUAAAAUGAGACGAGAAGGAUUGAAAGGGACCUGAGGGGCAACUUUUUCACUCAGAGGGUGGUUCAUACGUAAAAUGAACUAUCAGAAGAAAUGGUAGAUGCAAAUACAGUUACAACAUUUAAAAGACAUUUGGAUGGGUACAUGAAUAGGAAAGGUUUGGAGGAAUAUGGGCCAAAUGUGGGCAAGCAGGUUAGUUUGGGAAACUUGGUCAACACGGACGAGUUGGACCGAAGGUUUGUUUCCAUGAUGUAUGACUAUUUGAUUCUUAUUCUGUUUGAGAAAAGUUAUGUUUCAACAAAACCUCCGAAUCAGAAUGAUUGAUUAAUUGUAUUUUUGUUUUGUGGUUUUCUUUGGUCAAAUUGGUGAUUGCACUGGGCGGAGAGGCUCUCUAAAGAGUUGUUACAAAGCAUUGUUUAUGUUCUAUGUUUAAAAAGAACUAUAUGUGAAAAUCUAUGGUGUGAUGGUGUAUGAACUAGAUAAUGAACAGUGUAGAGAAUCUAUUUAAGCUAGUUAAUAUGUAUGUAAUAUAUACACUGCAAUUUGGAUUGUGCUGAAUAGGUACACUACUUAUGGGUGGCAAAGUUCCCUUUUGUUUAAAGUUCAGCAUGCCCAUUUUGACCACAUAAUUUAUGAGUUUUUUUUACAGAAUUGUAAAAUAAUAUUUAAUAGCAGAUGUCAAAUCUGGAAUAGGUCUAUAGACAAUGACUAUUUGAAAACUUUACAUAUUGCAGCAGGAGUAAUCUAAACAUAAGAUGUUUGAAGUCGUAACUUGUAAAAUGCAAUUAAUGUAAUCCAAUGCAGUAGAUUCAAAUGCACUGUGAACUUUUAAAGAUUUCAAUUCACUUGGUGAGAAGUGCAAUACUAUAUUACAAUAAUACUGAAAUCUAGGCAAAAAAGUAAGGCUUUCUGACUCUUUGUAGAGUCCUUGUUAAAGCAUUUCUUUUCUGUAGGACCAGUGCACAGUUUUGGUUUUGUUUACUGUACUUGUUUUGUGUAUAUUUAAAUAGUUCUUUUGGUGAAAAUUUGUGUAAAUCUUUUGAAAUGUACCAAAAGUUAAUAAAUGGCACAUAUAAUAUUUUAAAUAAUGUCAAAUGUUUUGAGUUUUACACUUCAGAUGCCAAAUGAUUAUUUUAAAUAGGGAAGAGGGUGUGAUUCCAUAUAAUUCGAUUUUUAAACUAUUUAAAACGAAUGGGGUGAUAAUUUUUUAAACAGCCAGGAAUUUCAUUCCAGGAGAAGGGUUGAUCUGAGAUAAAAAGGAGUUGUAUUCACCAGCAAAGGUUAUCAUUAACUCUGGCGGGUCCCUGCUUCUGAAAGCCACUGUGAUAUGAAUUAUGCUGAAUAAAUAGGCCAGCCAGUGAAAAAUGUUUGAAGGAAAAUUAGACCUUUUCUGCAACAAAGAAUAUACUGUGAAACAAAAUGGGGGGAAAAAAACUUUAUUUCAUAAAUUUUCUUAACUUAGUAAUCUAUUAUGUUUAAAAAGACAUAUAUUUCAAGCAUGCAAUGUCUGUUAAUGGGUUUGACACCUUCUGACUAGUGGGUGCCAAAGGGACUGGAAGAUUAUGGGAUUCAACGGAAUAAUAUUAAUUAGUUCAAUGUUUCCUUCUGGUGUCAUUUUUGUAUUGAUGUGCCCCUCAAAAGAACAGGUGUAUUUGUUAUAUUUUGUUUAAUGAUACUGUAGAGGCCUAACGUCUCCUGAGAUUUAUACAUAAAGGCAGACUAGAUCCUUCAGCUAAAAUGUACUGAAACAGACAUGUUUGAUAAGUGAUCCCUUUCUCUCUUAUGAGUCUCAACCCUUCCAUUCUAAUAUUUAUUGCAGUUUGCUCUUUAAUGAAUAUUUAUAAUGUUAGUGCUACCUUUGAAUCUAUGUAAAUUUGAACUUUGCUUUCUUGACUCUUAUGAUCUUUAAAUAUGCCUCUACAUCCUGUCCCUCAGUUGUCUGCAAACAUUUUAAUGAAAUCAUUAUUCAAUCUCCUGCCUAAACCUGUUCUUUCCCAGGCAUCAGACUGUAGAACGCCUUAGCUCCAUUAAUGGUUCUAAACCUAAAUUUUGUACCAGCUAUUCAUUAUUU